Molecule: messenger RNA, 573 nt
Organism: Anopheles moucheti
Lineage: Eukaryota; Metazoa; Arthropoda; Insecta; Diptera; Culicidae
Exons: 3
Coding region: 1-573 (190 amino acids)
Source: RefSeq, a predicted model, not a curated record
AUGGAUUUGAUGCGCAUUGUAUCUCUGCUUGCAUGCAUAGUGUUUUCCAAUGUUCAAUUAGUGAAAAGCCCUGUAAAGGUACAGCUGCUAGCUGUUGGUACUAAAAUGGAGACAAAUUAUUACGGAAAGUUCGUCAAUAUGACGUGUACAUUCCGGCCAAACCUUUCCCUUGCUAACCAAACCGUAGACUGCGAUAUCGAAAUAUUACGAGACAUUCAAGAUGUGAAGCUUACGGUGACUUACUAUGCUGUUGCGUUGAACAAGCUUGUUCAAACCGUUCUGCUGAAACGAUCGAUUGAUAUGUGCUUCUUCAUACAAAAUCCCCGUUCGGAUCGCUUAGUGAACAGCGUCUACAACUACGUCAAGGUACACAGUAAUUUACCAACCAAAUGUCCCUUGCGUACGGCAAACUACUACAUCCGCGGAAUACGACCCAGUGCUGUACCGAUACCGUCCUUUUUGCCCGAAAGUGAAUUCAUACUAGAGGAAGUCUAUCGCUCGGAAAGUAGGCACGAAACGCUGCUAGAAUUUCGAUUUUAUGGCAAAUUGGUACGAUAUAUAGAAAUGCAAUAA